This is a messenger RNA of Plasmodium relictum, 657 nucleotides long. Its product is annotated as conserved Plasmodium protein, unknown function. The record is from RefSeq and is a predicted model, not a curated record. Gene Ontology annotation, molecular function: protein binding. NCBI's taxonomy places the organism in Eukaryota, Apicomplexa, Aconoidasida, Haemosporida, Plasmodiidae. Bases 1 to 657 code for a protein of 218 amino acids. The transcript has 2 exons.
AUGUAUGCAACGGUUGGAAAUAACGACAUUUCAUUAACUAUUAAUGACUAUGUAAAUAAAAAUUCUUCAACUUAUCAAUUAAGUGAUAUUAGCAAUGAAACGAGAAUAAGCGAAAUUAUUAAUAAAAUAAAAGCAAAGAAAAAUUAUACACAUGAUACAUCUUCACUAGUAUUAUAUUUUGCGAGAGUUGAAUGUAAACUUAACGAAAAGUUAUCAACAUAUAACAAGUCCAAUAGAAAAAAUGUAAAAUUAGAAUUAUAUUUAUCAUCAUUAAUUACCAUCAAUGUAAGAACAAUGCAAUCAUGUGGUUCAGGGACUAGCCGAUGUGUUCCGAUCUGGUCAUUUUGUUGUAGACAAACAAUUAAAAUAAAAAUUCUUGACACUUGUGAAGUUAGAGCAUUAAAACAAAAAAUUUAUGAUAUAACGGAUGAAUCAGCCUCAAUAUCAGUUGAUAAUAUUGUUUUACUAUAUAAAGGUGCACCACUUAACAAUUUUUUAACUCUUAAAGAAUCAGAAAUCGUUAAUAAUUGUAAAGUUGAUUAUUUUGUUCCUAUAUGUUAUAUUUAUAAAGAAAAAGAGAAAAAAAAUAAAGAAAAUGAAGAAAACGAAAAAAAUGAUGAAAAUGAUGGUGAGGUUGUAAAGAAAAAUGAAAAUUAA